This is a messenger RNA of Lactuca saligna, 1638 nucleotides long. The record is from the annotation of a GenBank genome assembly. Lineage: Eukaryota; Viridiplantae; Streptophyta; Magnoliopsida; Asterales; Asteraceae.
AUGGUGGAAGAAAACACCCAAAUCGCCGGGAAUUCAAAACUCCGGCUACCGUCCGACCAAAUCUCUUCGUUAAUCACCCUUUCUUACUCGAUCAAAGUCUUCGCAUCCAGAUGGAAUUUAAUAAGAAACAAGCUAAACGAGAUUCUCCCCAUCCUCGCCGCUCUGCCGCCGGAACUUCAAGAUUCAGUCGACAACCCAACUUUAUCCGGGGUCAUUCAAGCCGUUGAAGAAACAACAGAAUUCACCACCAAUUUGGCUCAGAAAUGUAUCGAUCUUUCCUACAGCGGGAAACUGUUAAUGCAGAGUGAUCUUGAUAUUAUCUGUGUGAAAUUCAACAACCAUAUAAAAUCGUUAUCUGAAUUAUCUCCCACGAAUGGGUUAUCCCCCAUUAACGGAGAUUACGCCUUAGUUGUUUCAAGACCUGAGCGAACAGCUUCGAAAGAUGACAUCAAAUUCUAUGUUAAAGAUUUGCUAUCAAGAUUCAGAAUUGGGAGCAAUGAGAUUAAGAAACGAGCCUUGAUAUGUUUCAAUGAAGUCAUUCACGAAGAUGAGAGGUUUGUGAAGAUAGCAAUGGAUGUUGAAGGGUUUGCUUUUGUUUUAGUUGAGCUUUUGGUUUCAAAAGAAUCGAGAAUCCAAGAGGAAGCAUUGAAAACGUUGGAUAUACUUUGUGCGUUUGAUUCAUACAAAUGUGUUUUAGUUUCAUUCGGAGUUAUUGCUCCAUUAAUCAGAGUUUUAGAAAGCGGAACCAAUUUGAGCAGAAAACUGUCCACCAGCUGUUUGAUGAAAUGCACAAGUGAAUCUGAUAAUGCUUGGUCAGUCUCCGCUCAUGGUGGGGUGACUUCAUUGUUGAAAAUUUCUGGUAGUGAAUAUGAAAACGAUGAAGGUGCAAUCCCAAUGUUUAUCAACCUUGUUAACUCCACAAACGAACUUUCCCAAAUCACUGCUAUUGAUUUCCUCCAAUCAAUCGCCUCUAAAGACGAAUUAGUAACCAAUUUGAUCGUUAAAGAAGGUGGGAUUCAUGUUCUAUCUCAAAUCUUGGAUCCACAAUUAUCCUUUUCAUCAACAACCCGAGAGAUAUCAAUAAUGGCAAUCAUGAAUUUAUGUUCAAAUUCAACAAGAUCACACACUUUAAUAAGUUCGGGUUUCUUGGAUCACAUACUCCAUUUUCUUAACAAUAGCGACACUUCGGUUCAAGAAUCGUCGCUAAAAGCCGCGUUUUGGUUAAGUGGGAUUUCGGAUGAUUUCAAGAAAGCAAUGGGAGAUAAAGAAUUCAUGCAAGAACUUGUGAAAUUGAUUGGUGCAAAGUCGUUUGAGGUUCGAGAAAUGGCAUCCGAGACAUUAUCGAAUUUGGUUUCGAUUCCGAAAAAUCGAAAAAAAUUCGUGGAAAAUGAUCAAAAUGUGGGAUUGAUUAUGCAAUCGGUUGAUCAAGAAGAUGGGAGUUCAAGUAAUCGGAAGCUUUUGCUUCCAAUAAUCAUGUCGUUAUCGGGUUGUAAUAGUGGUCGAAAGAAAAUUUUGAGUUCGGGUUAUUUGAAAAAUAUCGAGAAAUUAGCGGAUGAACAAGUUUCGGAUGCGAGAAAAAUCGUUAGAAACUUGACAUCGAAUAGAUUUGUUCGUAUGAUUAGAGGGUUUUGGAGAUGA